Morchella sextelata is the source of this 2970-nucleotide messenger RNA. RefSeq lists its product as uncharacterized. The record is from RefSeq and is a predicted model, not a curated record. Lineage: Eukaryota; Fungi; Ascomycota; Pezizomycetes; Pezizales; Morchellaceae. Gene Ontology annotation, biological process: clathrin-dependent endocytosis; intracellular protein transport. The transcript has 11 exons. The coding region runs from base 1 to 2970 and encodes 989 amino acids. Gene Ontology annotation, molecular function: clathrin-cargo adaptor activity. Gene Ontology annotation, cellular component: AP-2 adaptor complex; membrane coat.
AUGCGCAUCGUAACCACUUUCUUCUGUCAUGACCAUAUCUCAACUCGCUCUGAGUGCUCAGGACUCGAGAUUACAGAAUCCACGGAGAACACCCCAAGGAACCAACGAACGAACUCUCGGAGCUCUCACAACUACCUAGUCUCCUCUAUCUCGGAAACAGAAAAGGCUCGAGGCCGAAUUAAAGAUGUCGUCCAUGCGUGGAUUGGUUCAGAGCUUGCAAAUAUACGACAAAAGUUCAAAGAUGGCAACCUAAAUGGGUACCACAAGAAAAAAUAUGUUUGCAAACUUCUUUAUAUCUACAUCCUUGGCUGGAACGUCGACUUUGGCCACCUCGAAGCCGUCAACCUCAUUUCCGCCACAAAAUACUCCGAAAAACAAAUAGGUUAUCUCGCUGUAACGCUCUUCCUCAACGAAAAACACGACUUUCUCCACCUCGUCGUCAACUCCAUCAAAAAGGAUCUUCUCGACCAUAACGAACUUAACAAUUGUCUCGCGCUACACGCAAUUGCAAAUGUCGGCGGACGGGAAAUGGGCGAGGCCCUUAGUCCUGAUGUGCACCGGCUGUUGAUCUCGCCAGCAUCCAAGUCGUUCGUGAAGAAGAAGGCGGCAUUGACGUUGUUGAGGUUGUACAGGAAGUACCCAGGAAUCAUCCAAAAUGAGUGGGCGGAGAGAAUAAUCUCACUCAUGGAUGAUCCAGACUUGGGGGUAGCACUAUCGGUCACUUCAUUAGUCAUGGCGCUAGUACAAGAUAAUCCGGAGGCAUUUAAGGGAAGUUAUAUCAAGGCUGCUCACAGACUUAAGAGGGUAGUUGUGGACAAUGAGUACACGCAAGAUUACAUCUAUUAUAAGGUUCCAUGCCCAUGGAUCCAAGUCAAACUUCUACGGCUCCUGCAAUAUUAUCCACCCUCUGAGGACGUAAAUGUUCAAAACAUGAUUCGUGAGUCCCUCCAGCGCAUUCUGGAUUCAGCUUCCGACGCACCUAAAAAUGUACAACAAAACAAUGCCCAAAAUGCAGUUCUUUUUGAGGCCAUCAAUCUCGCAAUUCAUCUCGACUCCGAAACUGGGUUAAUGACUCAAAUCGCUGUUCGACUUGGCCGUUUCAUUGUUUCUAAAGAAACAAACGUCCGCUACCUCGGCCUAGAGGCAAUGACACAUUUAGCAGCUCGCUCUGAAACACUCGAACCGAUUAAGAAGCAUCAAGCAACUAUUAUAGCUUCGCUUCGUGACCGUGAUAUUUCUGUCAGGAGGAAAGCGCUGGAUUUAUUGUAUAGCAUGUGUGACACGACCAACGCACAACAGAUCGUUACCGAGCUGUUGAAAUAUCUCCAAAGUGCAGACUUUGCAAUUAGGGAGGAGAUGGUCUUGAAAAUUGCGAUCUUGACAGAGAAAUAUGCGACUGAGUUUCAGUGGUAUGUGGAUAUAUCACUGCGCCUCAUCAGUAUGGCGGGUGAUCAUGUCAGCGACGAGGUGUGGCAGCGUGUGAUCCAGAUUGUCACGAACAACGAAGAGCUACAGGUUUAUGCUGCGCAAAACAUAUUACAGCAUGUUAAGGGGAUGCAAUGCCACGAGACAUUGGUGAAAAUAGGAGGAUACUUACUAGGAGAAUUUGGGCAUCUGAUUGCAGAUAUGCAGGGGUGUAGCCCCAUUGAGCAGUUCAUGGCUCUUCAGUCCAAAUUCAAUGGAUGUUCCUCCGCGACAAGAGCGAUACUGCUAAGCUCAUACGUCAAAUUUGUGAAUCUAUUUCCUGAGAUUAAACCGCAGUUGCUACAGGUAUUUCAUGUAUACUCGCACACACUCGAUCCCGAGCUGCAACAGCGGGCAUGUGAAUAUCUCGCCCUCACAUCUCUUCCAACUGACGAUCUUCUCCGAACUGUUUGUGACGAAAUGCCACCAUUUCCCGAACGCACCUCAGCACUUCUUUCAAGGCUGCACCAGAAACAUGCAGGCACGAGUGAUAAACGAACAUGGGUUAUUGGUGGUAAAGACGCAAAUACAGAUAAGGAAUUUCAGCUCACGCUCAAUACGGGUCUGAAACGUUCUUUUACCAACGCUGGGAAUGGUACACCCACUACUGCAAAAAGCGCAGGGCUUGAUAGUAUACCUGCCCUUACACCCACACAGGAGCUUGCUGGGUUGAACUUAAACGGUGACAGCACCACUGCCGCAAAGAAGGAGACGCUAAACCUCGCAUCUCCAACGCAUCUUAGCCCUGACUGGAGCAUUGGUUACAACCGCCUCCUAAUCCGCUCAGAGGGUGUCCUCUAUGAGGACGUUCAAAUCCAAAUCGGUCUCAGGAGCGAAUACAGAGGCCACAUGGGUUGCAUCAUCCUCUACUAUACCAACAAGUCUCCUGUUGCCAUUGGUUCUUUCACCACCACUGUCAAUAACAAUGCCCCAGGGCAGCUGUCUUUGAAGUGUCAAAAUAUACCGGACACUAUAGUGCAGCCUGAAGGCCAAACACAGCAAACUAUUAUGCUCGAAGCAACUACUCUAUUCAGCGAAGCACCAACUAUUAGGAUCUCCUACCUUGCCGGUGCGCUCCAGGGACUAACGCUUAAGUUGCCGGUGGUGCCGAGUAAGUUUAUGGAGCCAGCAGCACUGAGUGGUGAAGAUUUCUUCAAACGGUGGAAGCAAAUUGGGGGCGCGCCGAGAGAGGCACAGAAGGUAUUUGGAAUUAGUGUCAAGGGCAAUGUGAUUGAUGUUGCUAGGACGAAGAAGGUGGUAGAGGGCUUCAAGUGGGGGGUUAUGGAUGGCGUAGAUCCAAAUGCAAAGAACGUGGUGGGCGCAAGUGUGCUGCAUACCGCCGGUGGGAAGUUUGGAUGUUUGUUAAGGCUAGAACCAAAUUUAGAAACGAAGAUGUAUAGGAUCACAAUUAGGGCAACAGACGAGAAAGCCCCACCAAUGCUAUUGAAAAUCAUGGAAGAACGACUUGCACUGGCGUCACCGCCAUCAGAUUUUGGAAAAAGAUAA